Molecule: messenger RNA, 1920 nt
Organism: Cornus florida
Lineage: Eukaryota; Viridiplantae; Streptophyta; Magnoliopsida; Cornales; Cornaceae
Exons: 7
Coding region: 324-1463 (379 amino acids)
Molecular function (GO): oxidoreductase activity
Source: RefSeq, a predicted model, not a curated record
CCUCCUGUGUGGAGGUAAUAUUGUUCUCCUUGGUUGAACUCGGCUAACUCGGCUAACUCGGCCGAGUUGCAGCCCUACUCAGGAGGCGUCCACGAAAUUCAGUCCCAUAUGCGGCCAGGAACACAUACACGCCUUCAAUUCCACUCUCUCUCUUUCUAAAACACACACACACACACAGUCAUACACUAGACAUUUCUCUCUUCAUGUCAAUAUAUUAGGGGAAACAAAGAAAAACCUUACUCACAGCUCUUCUUCGUCAAAUUUUCUCAUGCAUUGAACUUAUUAGGAAGUAUUCGACUCGGACUUCUAAUUCAAUAUCCAAAAUGAUGCGAUUGUUAUUGAAAUUCAAUGCACAGAAUAGCACAGCAAUUCCAACUUCCGAAUCUUAUUCGUUGCUUCGUUCAUCAUCUUCGUGGUCGACGAAGAUAGGGUUUAGAUGUAUCGUCACCAGUUGCAGAGCCGUGCUCUUAACGCGCUUCGGUGGGCCCGAGGCCCUUGAGCUCCGUCACGAUGCGAGUGUUCCUGAUCUGAAGCCCAAUGAGGUGCUGGUUCGCGCACGUGCUGUGUCGAUCAAUCCUCUUGAUACAAGAAUGCGAUCAGGCUAUGGUCGUUCCUUAUUUAAAUCUCUAUUGCCACUCAUUUUGGGCCGUGAUAUUAGUGGUGAAGUUGCAGCUGUUGGAGCUUCGGUUCGAUCACUUAGUAUAGGGCAGGAAGUGUUUGGUGCACUGCAUCCAACUGCUGUGAGGGGUACUUAUGCUGACUAUGCCAUUCUUUCGGAAGACGAAAUUACUUCCAAACCAGUGUCAAUGUCACAUGUGGAAGCAAGUGCCAUUCCUUUUGCUGCCCUGACCGCAUGGCGUGCUUUAAAAAGUACAGCUAGGAUAAGGGAAGGGCAAAGGCUGUUGGUGGUGGGUGGAGGAGGUGCUGUAGGUUUUUCUGCAAUUCAGUUUGCUGUAGCUGCAGGGUGCCAUGUUUCAACUACAUGUGGAAGUGAAACAAUUGAUCGGGUUCUGGCAGCUGGUGCUGAGCAGGCUGUUGACUAUACUACUGAGGAUGUUGAAUAUGCAAUAAAAGGGCAAUUUGAUGCUGUUUUGGAUACAAUUGGUGCCCCGGAGACGGAAAGAAUGGGCAUUAAUCUUUUGAGGAGAGGUGGCCACUAUAUGACAUUGCAGGGGGAGGCAGCAUCAUUGACUGAUAGUUAUGGACUAGCUAUUGGGCUUCCUAUGGCUACAGCAAUUUUGCUGAAGAAACAGAUUCAAUACCGAUAUUCUCAUGGAAUAGAAUAUUGGUGGACGUACAUGAGGGCUGAUGCGGAAGGUUUAGAUGAGAUCCGGAGGCUAUGUGAGGCUGGGAAGUUGAAAAUACCGGUGGAUAAGACAUUUCCCAUUGCACAAGUGAGAGAAGCUCACGAGGCCAAAGAUAAGAGGCGCAUUCCUGGUAAAGUUGUGCUGGAAUUUGACUGAAUAAAGAGAAGUUCACAAGCUCGAACUGAUAAUCUAGAAGUAGAAUCAUGAAUAGAUGAACUGCCACUGCAUUUCUGUAAAUGUUUCUUUCUACUGGUACUUGGAGAGAAAAUGCUUCAUUCGUUGGUCUUCUCUGUACAAUAAAUACGGGCAUUCUGUAUAGAAAAUGGUGGGAAUUUUGUGAAUGAAAGCUUCCAAAGAUUUAUCUUGCAACCGGUAAAUUCUUGGAAUGUUUUUUGUUCUACAUACACCUGAAAUAAUUAAUAUCAGGUAGUCCCAAUCUGAGGUCCUUUGUGCUCCGAAAUAUGAGGUUAGGCUCUUUGUAUGCUUGAAAGUUACUCCGAAAUCCGAGGUUAAGGUUAUUUUUUUAUGAUUUAGUGCAUGUGUAAUAAGUUGUUUACUAUGAAGUGUUGGAACAAUAAAAAUUUGAAUGAAGCUCUUUGGCUUUUUUUGUCAA